UUUUCCCAGCUCUACGUAGUAGGCUUGUUUCUGAGUUUUAACGAGAAAUCGGGCAUAUGUAAAUAAUAUAUUUAAUUCUGUAGUUUUCAGUGAAACCAAAGCUGAACUGUUGUUCUUAUUUCCAAAAUUCACUGCAGUUUUUAGAGGCAUCGAAGAUCUAAAAAAAUCACACACACCCACAUCUCUAUAUAUCCAGAUACACACAAGAAACACACACUGACAGGAACGAUGGCCAUGGCACUCAAUUUCGGUUCUGUAAAGCUCAGUAAAUGGCAACUGGCCUUAAUAUUGGGAACUCCCCUGGCCAUUGGAUUGGGGAUCUAUGUCAUCAAUCGAUCUAGUGCUAGCGGCGAGGGAAAGGGAACGAAGGGCAGCAACAAGGUGGGUGGUGACAGUGCGGGGAAGCGUUCAAAAGGGCAACUGGACAAACAGAAUUUGUCCAUAGAUGGCACUGCGCCCGACAAAGAACUGGAGGUUAAGAAGAAAUCGGCCGAGCUGGGUGAGAAAAUGUCACCGCUAAAGGAGGCCAAUAACUAUAAAACGGAGGGCAAUAAUUGCUAUCGCAAUGGCAAAUACGAUGAGGCCAUUAGUUUCUAUGACAAGGCCAUUGACAAGUGUCCCAAGGAGCAUCGCUCGGAUUUGGCCAUUUUUUAUCAGAAUCGCGCCGCCUCCUAUGAGAUGCUGAAGAAAUGGAACAAAGUCAAAGAGGAUUGCACAUUGUCGCUUGAGAAUAAUCCACGCUAUGCCAAGGCCUACUAUAGACGGGCACGGGCCAAUGAGGCCACCAAGGAUAUGGUCGAUUGUCUGGAUGAUGUCACGGCCACUUGUAUAUUGGAGAUGUUCCAAAACAAUAAUACCAUAAUGUUUGCCGAUCGUAUUCUCAAAGAAACGGGCCGUGUGGAUGCACAGGCAUCGAUGAAAAACCGUAAACCAAUUGUGCCCUCAACCAGUUUUGUGAAUACAUAUAUGCGUUCCUUUAUUGCCGAUCCAUUGCAAAGAACUGAUCUGCCUAAAUCGGAUGGUGCACCGCUACGUGGUUUCCUGAAGGCUCGUCAAGCAUUUGAUGAUGAGAAAUUCGAUGAAAUUAUACCCGCUUGCACUGAGGAAAUUGAAUCAUCGGAAGCAGAAUCCCAAUACAAGGUGGAGGCUUUGCUGUUGCGUGGAACUUUCCAUCUGCUAUGUGGUUCCUAUGAGGAGUGCAAACAGGACUUCAAUGCCAUCAUUGAAAAUGAUGAUGCGGAUGCCAAUCUGCGUGCCUAUGCCUAUAUGAAGAGGGCAGCACUUUUCAUCCAAUUGGAAGAUCGGGAGCAGGGUUUGGCCGAUUUUGACAAGGCGGAAAAAUUGAAUCCCAAAAAUGCCGAUCUCUAUCAUCAGCGUGCACAAAUUUUGUUGCUUUUGGAACACAUUGAACCUGCUCUGGCUGAGUUUGAUAAGGCCGUGAGUUUGGCUCCAGAUCAUGCCAUUGCUCUAGUACAAAGAUGCUAUGCAGAGUAUCGUCUUGCGCUUCUGUCCGGCGAUCAGAAGCGUUUGGAGAGUGUUAUGCGUUCUUUUGAACAGGCCAUUGAGAAAUUCCCCGACUGUGUGGAAUGCUACAGUCUGAUGGCUCAAGUUCUUGCCGAUCAGCAGCAAUUCCCACAAGCCCACCAAUAUUAUGAUAAGGCUAUGAAAUUGGCACCAACUAAUCCAGCUCUGAUUGUCCAUCAGGCCAUCAUGAUGUUGCAAUGGCGUGGAGAUAUCGAGAAGGCUGUUCAACUUCUAGAGCACGCCAUCGAAGUUGAUCCCAAAUGCGAAUUGGCCUAUGAAACUCUUGGCACGGUUGAAGUACAAAGGGCGCAUCUAACUCGCGCCGUUGAGUUGUUCGAGAAGGCAUUAAUCUACUCGAAGAGUCAAGCUGAAUUGGUUCAUGUCUACUCGCUGCGCAAUGCUGCAUUAGCCCAGAUAAAUGUGACCAAAAAAUUGGGUAUUGAUAUGAAUUCGGUUUCGGCAAUGGCGCAAUCUGGUUUCAUGGCCCAGGCGGCAAUGUAGACCACAAAAAACCCAGAGGAACUUGAUGGAGGAGGUGACCAGCAUUUAGCCAGAAAUAAAUCCCAAAAUAAGUUUAUCUUUUACGUACCCCUUAACACAACCAUCACCACCAUCGGACCUGUUAUAUAGUUAGAUAUAACGUAAAAAUUGAAAACCAUGUUUAAGUUUAAAAAAAAAAAAACAUAAAAAACAAAAACCUCUUAGUUUUUAGGCUAUAGAUCAUCGUUGGCGGCGCUGGAAUCGUUUUGUGUAUUAUAUAUAUAUAUAUAUAUAUACAGAUAUAGAUAUAUCUAAUUUUAGAAUCUGUUGCCUAAGGAAAUGAACCACUAAAGAAAAUGAAAAACUCAAUAGUUAAUUUUUAGUUACCAAAUGUUUUGUGUUUCGGAAUUGUUUGUGAUCAAAAUGAAAAUGACAAUUAUCAUUGCCAAUAAUAAGAAAAAUUUAAAUGAAUUCAAAAAAAUUGUCAGAGAAAUCGAAAUAAAACCGAUUAGUCGCGAUUGUCAUUUGUCA
Molecule: messenger RNA, 2535 nt
Organism: Drosophila willistoni
Lineage: Eukaryota; Metazoa; Arthropoda; Insecta; Diptera; Drosophilidae
Gene: Tom70
Product: mitochondrial import receptor subunit TOM70
Exons: 3
Coding region: 229-2025 (598 amino acids)
Molecular function (GO): protein binding
Source: RefSeq, a predicted model, not a curated record